CCUAAACUCCCCUAUCAUCCAAACCACACCAGGAAACAUCAUACAUUACAUGGUUUCUGAUUCUGUCCAUGGCUCACAUUUCAUGGUCUGAUUCAUUUUCCCAAGGCCAAGAAGCAAUGAAAGCCCUCUCUGAAAUCCUGCCUUCUUUCCCUUCCUCUCUUCUCAGCUCUGAAGACCCUUCUCACAACCUUCUCAAUAACCCUGAAAUCUCCUCCCAGAUCACUCAACUCCUCCGCAAACCUGACUCUGGCGCUGGCGACAACAGCCUCUGUCGUUGGCUCUACGACACGUUUCAGUGUGCCAAGCCUGAUCUUCAGCUAGUUGUGCUGAAAUUUCUGCCCCAUAUUGCUGGUGUGUAUCUUUCUCGAGUUCCUCUGCGUAAGCCAUUGGCUGGUUUUGAGGCUGUGCUGUUGGCAUUGUACUCACAUGAGACUGCUUUUAGGAAUGGGCAGGCUGUUACGGUUAAUAUACCUGAUCUUUGUCAUUCCAGUGUUUAUCAUGAAAGUAAAGCUGGUGCUAAAAAUAAUGCAACUGAGCUGAAUUUAGCUGUCAUUUCUCCUGGUUUAGAGCCUUAUGGAACUGUCCGAUCAACCCGCAGGGCACGUAUAGUAGGAGUUGCAUUAGAGUUGUACUACAGUAAGAUAGGUGAAAUGCCUGUGGACUCGAAGAUUGCCUUUUGUGAAUUUUGUGUUGUUUGGGCCGGGGAAGAUGGGGAGGUUUACAGAGAAACUGAUGAAGGUACAGAUGAAACAAACAAAGUCGAGGAGAUCAAAGAAAAGAUGAAAGGAUUGGAUGCAGAUUCUGAGGUGAGAAAUGAUGAAUCGAGCUCAGGGUCAUCAAAGGGUAAAGGGGAGACGAAGGAGGGUAUUAGUACAGGGAGAAUUCCGCUACCCUGGGAGCUACUGCAACCUGUAUUACGAAUACUUGGACACUGUUUAUUGGGUCCGAAUAAGAACAAGGAGUUGUAUGAAGCUGCAUGUGUGGCCUGCAGGAGUCUGUAUGCCAGGUCUUUGCAUGACAUCAAUUCUAAAGCAAUCUUGGCUACUGGGAGUCUUCUGAAGCUUGUCAAGUUAAAUUCUAAACCGAUGGACAAAGUUGAUCAUACCGAACUAACAAUCACUGAUGUUAUCACUAUCUAGUUAUUGUUUUCCUGGAAGCCUAAAAGGUCUUCACAUCCUGGUGGUUGUGGCUUCUUGUCGUCCUGCUGGCAUUGCCAUCAGGAUCUGAGUACGUGGAUAUUACGGGUAUGGACCUCUUUCACCCAAAAUUUGAGUAGGAUCUUACCCUGAUUUUGUAAUUCAAGUAGCUAUUCGUUUCUUCCUGUGUUGUUAUGGUAUAUGACACUAGAAAUUAUACUAGUGUUUCAGUCAGGAGGUUUAUUCUUCGUCCUCUGUAUGUUUUCUUUCUCAACUUUGUCAAUAUCA
This is a messenger RNA of Daucus carota subsp. sativus, 1424 nucleotides long. RefSeq lists its product as uncharacterized. Gene Ontology annotation, cellular component: plasma membrane. The transcript has 2 exons. Gene Ontology annotation, biological process: protein localization to plasma membrane; phosphatidylinositol phosphate biosynthetic process. Lineage: Eukaryota; Viridiplantae; Streptophyta; Magnoliopsida; Apiales; Apiaceae. Bases 69 to 1139 code for a protein of 356 amino acids. The record is from RefSeq and is a predicted model, not a curated record.